Messenger RNA from Ambispora gerdemannii, 3372 nucleotides. The record is from the annotation of a GenBank genome assembly. Lineage: Eukaryota; Fungi; Glomeromycota; Glomeromycetes; Archaeosporales; Ambisporaceae.
AUGGCAUCUUUCCAUACAGUGCAGCGAGAGACUCUAUUCAAGAACCCAAGCUCGACUAGCUUCGGAGUGCCAGCUUUACAAAAAAUUACGGCGCCUCACAUCGAAUCCUUUAAUGCUUUGUUUGCUUCUAAAGGAGGAAUUCUACAAACGGCCAUUAACGAUUUACAAGCAACAUAUGUAUAUGACAAUCCCGAAGGGACGGGGACUGUCAUAUUUGAUCCUGAAUUUAUUAUACAGUGCCGUGAAAGAUUAAUCACUUAUCAAGGACGUACGGAAGUGCGUCUUAAUUGGAAAAUUAACGACGAAACCCCAGUUUCAGAAACUAAAGUUGUGGGAAACAUACCAAUUAUGGUUAAAUCCGUUCGAUGUAAUAUAUCAGACUUUUACCCAAAAGAUUUGAUUUGUCAUCACGAAGAAGCAGAAGAAAUGGGCGGAUAUUUUAUCAUUAAUGGGAUCGAAAAAAUUAUUCGUCUUUUGCUGGUGCCGCGUCGUAAUUAUGUUAUGGGGAUCGUGCGACCAUCGUUUCAAAAACGUGGAAAAGAUUAUACACAAUAUGCUACAUCGAUUCGAUGUGCACGACCUGAUCAAACGACACAAACUGUUAAUGUGCAUUAUUUGAAGGACGGGAAUUGUAUGUUUAAGUUUUCAUGGAGAAGACAAGAAUAUAUGAUUCCGGUUAUGUUGAUACUUAAAGCUCUUGUAGAUGUUUCAGAUAAAACCAUUUUUGAUCACUUAGUGCAAAAUGAAACAUCAAAUACGUUUUUGACAGAUCGAGUAGAACUCUUGCUUCGGUCUACCAAAACUCGUAAUCUUAUAGAUCGGGAGGAUUAUCUGAAAGUUCUGGGAGAAAAAUUUCGUAUAGUGUUCAAUUCAUUACGAUCAUUCUCUGAUGCAAAGAUUGGAGAUUUUCUCUUGGAUAGAAUUGUGUUGGUACAUCUCAAAAGCAACCAAGAAAAAUAUGAUUUGUUAAUAUUUAUUAUUCGUAAACUAUAUGCAAUAGUUGCUGGCGAAUGUUCUCCUGAAAAUCCUGAUUCUCCCGCAAACCAAGAAAUACUGUUGAGUGGACAUUUAUAUGGGAUGUUAAUCAAAGAGAAACUUCAAGAAUAUCUAUAUAAUCUGCGUGAUGAAUUCUCCAAGCAUUUUCGGCAUUCCAAAAAGAACUCAGCCAUGGAUAUUACUGAUCCAAAUUAUGUGACCCGAACUUUAAAUAGAAUGAAACAUGAGACAGUUGGGCAAAAGAUAACGCAUUUUUUAGCAACCGGAAAUCUUGUAUCAAUUAGUGGAAUGGAUUUGUUACAGGCAACUGGUUAUACAAUAGUGGCAGAAAAGCUUAAUUUCUAUCGCUAUAUUUCGCAUUUUCGUUGUGUUCAUCGUGGAUCUUUCUUUACCGAGAUGAAGACGACCACUAUACGUAAACUUUUACCAGAAGCUUGGGGUUUCAUAUGUCCAGUGCACACUCCGGAUGGCGCCCCAUGUGGUCUUCUAAAUCACCUUUCUUCAAGCUGUCAAGUAAUCACCUCUCCAACCAAUACCUCGAAGUUAUCCAGAAUACUCUUCACUAUUGGUGUACUUGAUUUAUCACAUUCAGGAAAACUAAGCAAGAAUCAAAAAAUUGUGCAUGUUCUUUUAGACGGACGUGUUGUUGGCAUAUGUUUACCUGAUGUUGCUUUAUCAAUUGCAAAUCAAUUAAGGGUGUGGAAAAUUCAUGGAAACAAUGAUAUUCCAAAGCAACUUGAGAUUGGAUAUGUGCCUCUUUCUAAUGGAGGACUAUUUUCUGGUCUUUAUUUGUUCACGUCCCCUGCUCGGAUGAUGCGACCAGUCAAAUACUUGGCGACUGGUGGAACUGAUUUAAUCGGUUCAUUCGAACAGGUUUACAUGAAUAUUGCUUGCUUGGAUGAAGAUAUUAUACCGGGAGUUACAACUCACAGAGAAAUUUCUCCGACCAAUGUGUUGAGUAUCCUCGCAAAUCUAACGCCAUUUUCUGAUCACAAUCAAAGUCCCCGUAACAUGUACCAAUGUCAGAUGGCUAAACAAACGAUGGGCACUCCUUCAACAGCUCUAACGUACCGAACUGAUAGCAAAUUGUAUCGAUUGCAAACUGGACAAACUCCCAUUGUGAGACCUGAAAUUCACAAUAAAUAUGGUUUAGAUUCGUUUCUUAAUGGAACUAAUGCAAUAGUAGCUGUUCUUUCGUAUACUGGAUACGACAUGGAAGACGCCAUGAUAAUUAAUAGGCAAUCUCAUCAUCGUGGUUUUGCCUAUGGGUUAAUCUACAAAUCAGAAGUUGUCAACCUUUCAGAGAAAACAUUCAAAUUCAAAUCAAAUAUAACACGUCAUUUUUUCCUCGGCGACGACGUAGGCGAUGAAAUAAGAACGAUAUUGGAUAGUGAUGGGCUUCCUUUUAUUGGAGCCCGACUAACAGAAGGUGAUCCAUUUUAUGCAUUUUACGAUGACACAAAGGGAGUAACUCGAGUGAAAAAAUACAAAGGACCCGAAAUUGCCUAUGUCGAUCAAGUUCGCUUGUUGGGAGAUGAUUACGGAGAAUCAGAAGCACAAAAAGCACAUAUUAAAUUGAGAAUUCCUCGACCAUCGAUUAUUGGGGAUAAAUUUUCUUCAAGACAUGGUCAGAAAGGUGUAUUGUCGCAAUUAUGGCCACAAUAUGACAUGCCAUUCACUGAGAGUGGAAUGCAACCAGACAUUAUUAUAAAUCCACAUGCGUUUCCUUCUCGUAUGACAAUUGGUAUGUUUGUGGAAAGUUUAGCUGGGAAAGCUGGUGCAUUACAUGGUAUUGCACAAGACGCGACCCCUUUCAGAUUCAACGAAGAAAACGCCGCAAUGGAUUAUUUUGGGAAACAGCUGCUUAGUGCCGGUUACAAUUACCAUGGAAAUGAACCGAUGUAUAGUGGGAUCACGGGAGAAGAAUUUCACGCUGAUAUUUAUAUCGGAGUGGUAUUUUAUCAGAGAUUGCGUCAUAUGGUGUCUGAUAAGUGGCAAGUUCGGUCUACUGGUCCGGUGCAUAAUCUCACCUUGCAACCGAUUGGCGGGCGAAUACGACAAGGUGGUGUGAGGUUUGGUGAAAUGGAACGUGAUUCGCUGCUGGCACAUGGAAUGAGCUUUUGUCUACAAGAUCGAUUGAUGAAUUGUUCUGAUUAUUCACAGUGUUUGAUAUGUCAAAAAUGUGGCUCAAUAUUCUCGCCUAUAUCAUUACACCAUCAAAUUCAAAAUCGAAAACGCACAAAACAUCAUGUGCGAUGUUGUCUUUGCGAUUCGUCAGAUUAUAUUGUUCACAUAAAAAUACCAUUUUCAUUCAAGUAUCUUGCAACUGAAUUGAUGUGCAUGGGAGUUAAGAUGAUGCUGGAAGCAAAGCCAUGA